AUGAGCCUCACGAAUCCUCCAUCGGGAGCCUCAGGACCCGGCUCUGUGUCUGCUGCAAGAUCACAGACUUUGAAGAGGAGCGUGCAGGCUGCCUUUGAAGUGUCCGUUACAUCUCGAAAGACACGUGGCUUCCCAACGCACACAUCACUUACGAUAUACACAGAUCCUGCUGAUCGGGGCAUUGGCCCUGUGGGCUACCAGUCAAAAGUUCGUGUCAUUGACAAAUACAAGGUUGUGGGCUUUAUUAGCAGUGGCACGUACGGCCGAGUAUACAAGGCGCUCGGGAGGCAGGGCCAGACCGGCGAGUUUGCAAUCAAGAAGUUCAAGCCGGACAAGGAAGGCGAGCAGAUCGCGUACACCGGCAUUUCUCAGUCUGCCGUCCGGGAAAUGGCGCUCUGCAGCGAACUGAACCAUCUCAAUGUCAUCAAGCUGAUUGAGAUUAUCCUCGAGGACAAGUGCAUCUUCAUGGUCUUUGAGUAUGCCGAGCACGAUCUCCUCCAGAUCAUCCACCACCACACGCAACAACCACGACAUCCCAUUCCGCCGGCAACCAUCAAGAGCAUCAUGUUUCAGCUCCUCAAUGGGUGCCAGUACCUUCAUGCAAACUGGGUUCUCCAUCGCGACCUCAAACCGGCAAACAUCAUGGUCACAUCCGCGGGGGAGGUCAAGAUUGGUGAUCUCGGUCUAGCACGCCUGUCCUACAAACCCUUGCACAGCCUGUUCAGCGGUGAUAAGGUCGUCGUGACUAUAUGGUAUCGUGCGCCUGAACUACUCCUGGGCAGCCGGCACUACACGGCUGCAAUUGACAUGUGGGCGGUAGGCUGCAUCUUUGCUGAGCUGAUGUCUUUGAGGCCUAUUUUUAAGGGUGAGGAGGCGAAGAUGGAUUCCAAAAAGACGGUACCGUUCCAGCGCAACCAAAUGCAGAAGAUUGUGGACAUCAUGGGCCUGCCGACCAAAGAGCGCUGGCCGCUGCUAACGGCGAUGCCCGAGUACAGUCAGUUGCAGACCCUCCAACCUCCGCUUGGCCUUGGGCCACACCACAGCCAUCAAUCUCACCACCAUCAUGGUGCCGCCCGUCAAGCCAGCGGAGGUUAUCUAGAGAAAUGGUACCACAGCACCAUCAAUGCGAGCACAGGCACCUCCUCACCAGCUGCGAGCGGGUCCGCGGCUUCGCUUACAUCUCUUGGGACAGAAGGCUACAAGCUGCUAGCGGGACUCCUCGAGUACGACCCGGAAAAGCGGUUGACGGCUGCCCAGGCCCUACAACAUCCUUUCUUCAGCGUCGGCGACCGUGUGAGCGCCAACUGCUUUGAGGGGCUAAAGGUGGAAUAUCCCCACAGGCGAGUCAGCCAGGACGACAACGAUAUCCGCACAAGCAGUCUUCCUGGGACGAAGCGCAGUGGACUGCCAGACGAUUCACUGGUACGCCCAGGCAAGAGAGUCAAAGAGGGCUAG
Phaeoacremonium minimum UCRPA7 is the source of this 1455-nucleotide messenger RNA. Its product is annotated as putative meiotic mrna stability protein kinase ssn3 protein. Bases 1 to 1455 code for a protein of 484 amino acids. NCBI's taxonomy places the organism in Eukaryota, Fungi, Ascomycota, Sordariomycetes, Togniniales, Togniniaceae. Gene Ontology annotation, cellular component: nucleus; mediator complex. Gene Ontology annotation, biological process: protein phosphorylation. Gene Ontology annotation, molecular function: RNA polymerase II CTD heptapeptide repeat kinase activity; ATP binding; cyclin-dependent protein serine/threonine kinase activity. The transcript is spliced from 2 exons. The record is from RefSeq and is a predicted model, not a curated record.